CGUGGACAUGAUAGUCAGGAAAAAUACUAAACCGUAGAAAUGGAAGUUGUUGUCGGCACUUAUGACGAGGUUCUGCUCGGUUAUAAGAUAAUUAAGGUUGCACAGGAAUACCAGUUUGAUCAGAGUUUCACUGACCAUUCACACAUGGGAUGUAUAAAGGCUUUGACAGUGUCUAGGAAGGGAAUCCUGGCUUCGGGCAGUACAGAUGAGACUAUUCGCUUGAUUAACCUGAAGAAGAGGACAGAACUUGGCUCUCUAAUCCAACAUUCAGGCACAGUGACAUGUUUGAAGUUCCAUCACAGCAGUCAUAUGUUCAGUGCAAGUGAGGAUGGUACUAUAGGGAUAUGGAAGUACUUCACCUGGGAGUGCCUCAAGACUCUCCGUGGCCACACGUCGGCUGUCAACUACAUUUCAAUACAUCCAAGUGGGAAGCUUGCUCUGUCAGUGGGUCGUGAUAAAACACUGCGUACCUGGAACCUGAUUACUGGACGGUCUGCGUACACUACCAACAUCAAACAGGAAGCUACUCAGGUUGUCUGGUCCCUGAAUGGUAACCACUAUGCUGUUGUCUUCGCUACACGCAUUGAUAUAUAUAAUACACAGACUGCUGAAGUCGUUAGCACUGUAAAAACUACACACAGAGUCAAUGAUUUGGCAUUCAUUUCUAAAACAGUAAUGGUGUAUGGAGGUGAGGGAGGACAGUUGCAUUUCUACAACAUCAUCAGUAAAACAACAUUACACAACAUAGAUACACAAACAAACAGAAUACGACAAAUGUCUGUUGUACCUGCUCCAUUGGAGGAAGGUGAAGAGAACAAUGAAAACAAGCAGUGGCUAUUUAUAGCUGCCAGUGAUGGCCACAUCAAGAUAUUCCAAGUACAGCUGAAAGAGGAUGAAGUGGAUACGGUUCUAGUAGCUUCUCAUGAUACCACAUUCAGGCUGACAUGCAUGGCAGUGUCUUCGUUCAAAAGUAAAAUCCCAGACGGCACAAAUGAUGAUUCUCAGAAGCAUGUGACUGAGAAAAUAUUCAAAGUUGAAUCAAGUGAUACAGUGACUGAAUCAAUAGAUGUGCCACAGAAAGUGGUGUCCAGAGACAACACAGCGGAGAAAUCAUGCAAGAAGGGGGCUGCUAAGAAACUGAAAAAAUCACAGAAAACAUCCACGAAAAGACGGGCUGAAUCAGAAUCGGAAGAUUCUGGAACAAAUGUGUCGCAUGAUGUGAUAGAUGUAGACAGUGAGGACAGUUUCACACCAGUUAAAGCAAAGAAAGUGAAAUUUACUAAUGAAAAUGUUGAAAAAGAGAAAGCUCGCAAGAAACUGAAACAACGUAAAGAAAAGAAAGAAAUAGUAAAAACAAAACGUAAAGCAGUUACUCAAGGUCAACCAAAGAAAAAGAAGAUAAAAUCUUGAUUUACAAUAAAAU
This is a messenger RNA of Ylistrum balloti, 1423 nucleotides long. Its product is annotated as p21-activated protein kinase-interacting protein 1-like. The transcript is spliced from 9 exons. Bases 40 to 1410 code for a protein of 456 amino acids. Lineage: Eukaryota; Metazoa; Mollusca; Bivalvia; Pectinida; Pectinidae. Gene Ontology annotation, molecular function: protein binding. The record is from RefSeq and is a predicted model, not a curated record.